AUGCCUUCCCUUCCCUUUUAUUACAGCAGCCCAGCAAUCAGCAAAGGAGCUACAGCAACUUGUUUACAUUGGAUACACACACCGUUUACUGGUAUUGCGAAUGCACAAGACCCCUCCCAUGCGUUGGGGUGGGUGGGUGGGUGCAUGAGUGUUGGUUGGGAAAGGCUUGGGAAUAUCCUUUAUCCUAUUUACUUUUCUCCUUUUCCUCCACACUUUAAUGUGGACAUUAAAGUGAUGGAGAGAUCAGACCUCCCCCUGCUGUCCUUUUUGGAAACAGCCUUUGCCAUGAAUGAACAUAAGAGCAAAUUUGCAAGAUAA
Molecule: messenger RNA, 318 nt
Organism: Podarcis lilfordi (Lilford's wall lizard)
Lineage: Eukaryota; Metazoa; Chordata; Lepidosauria; Squamata; Lacertidae
Source: the annotation of a GenBank genome assembly